Rhipicephalus sanguineus (brown dog tick) is the source of this 936-nucleotide messenger RNA. RefSeq names its product venom metalloproteinase antarease-like TtrivMP_A. Gene Ontology annotation, molecular function: metalloendopeptidase activity. The record is from RefSeq and is a predicted model, not a curated record. Gene Ontology annotation, biological process: proteolysis. Lineage: Eukaryota; Metazoa; Arthropoda; Arachnida; Ixodida; Ixodidae.
GGGGUUUCUAUAAAUGGUUGUCUUGAUAUGAAUCAGCAGGCAUUCUGUUUAUUUUCAACAUGAUACCCAACCUAAUGAGAUGGUUUGUCCUUGUACUCGCGGCAGUCCACGAAAACAAAGCAACAAAAACUGUGUAUCCAAGGAUGCUCGAAAGCAGAGCUGAAGAUGGGUCAAAGAUUGUAAAAAUAUCAGAUGACAUAACACUUUCUCUGCAAAAGAGUUCAAUUUUUUCAGAAGAGUUUUUUAUUCAUAGUACACGGGAUGGCGUACCAAUCGCUUACCACAUGUGUGGCCCAGAAAUGGAGAAGAACCUUUACCAUGAUGAAGAACGGAUGGCAUCUGUGCAUUUGUCCGAUGAAGAUGGCAUAAGUAUUCAGUUCCAAAACCAAACACUUCGGAUAUUACGCCUGAAUCAAGAUUGAUGUUUUUCACUGGCCUUCGCAUACCCGUGCUUAUACGUCCUGAAGUGUUUGUUGUGGUUGACUACGAAAUUUGCUUAGCAAUGGAGUUCAAGAUACACAAGAUUACACGCUACGUGGCUAUUCUAGGUAACUCGGCCAAUCUACGGUACCGCAGUAUGGUCCAGCCAAGGGUACAGUUGUCCAUUGUUGGAGUCCGUGUGACCACACAGCUUUCUGAAGAGCCAUACAUGGUGGAAGCAUCUGGCUACAAGAAAACGAAAAAUAUUCUUUAUGGACCUACUAUAGAAAAGUUUAUGAGUUACGUUGCGCAGCAAGCCUAUUUUAUCACAUCUGACAUUAUAUUUCUUCUUACAGGGAAGAAUAUGUCUCGAUGGGAAAACAAUGUACUAAUUGGCAAUUCUGGUGGCUUUGCGUAUCUUGGAGGAGCGUGCACCAAGUGGAGAGUAGGGAUGACCGAAGAAAGAGUUGGUAGCUACUACGGUGUAUUCGUGUUUGCCCACGAGAUUGCGCACAG